AUGUCAAUUAGCCAAUUCAGUGUCAAGAGAAAUAUUAAGGCUGGCUCACUAUCAAAAGUGGUAUUCGCGGUGCGCGAACAUGAUAACCAGAGCUUUAUAUUAAAAAUUGUUCCCAAGACCCUGCUGCAUGAUUCGAACUCCCUUCCAUUUAGAAUAGGAGAACGGAGUUUCCCAUUUCCAAGUGAAGCACUUAUCCUUGAAAAACUGAAACACCUUGAUUGUUGCGUGAAGUUAUUGCAUGUCAUCGACGACAAUGAUUCCAACGCUUGGGUUUUAGUUCUUGAGGAUCUAACGCAUGAAGGCUAUGUGAACCUUGCCGAAGAACUGGGGCUAAGAAAAUCAUUUGAUGAAGCUACGGUUUCUUGGAUAAUCUUAGGCUUGAUAAAAUGCAUCAGUGACAUUCAUUCCUUGGGAAUCCUGCACUGCGACAUCAAGCCUGACAACAUAUUCAUUAAUCAUGCUACAAAGUCAGUUAAAAUUAUCGACUUCAAUGUUGCAAUUGAUCUUCGUAAUUCUGAUCCAAAAACUUUGAAGCUUCCUUACUGUACUCCGGAUUACGCACCACCUGAGAUUUUAAUCCAUCGAAAUCCCUGGUCUACUUCCAGUGAGGUUUGGUCAGUUGGAUGUACUGCAUUUGUUCUUCUAUGUGGAAAAUUUCCUUUCAGCAAUCCUUGGGACUCUUUACAUGUGAAUCCUUCUUAUCCACUUUCUACCUCUCAGGACUGUGAUUCUGUUAUCUCUUACGCUCCUAACCAGAGUGGCCAUGGUGACGUCGUUAUUUCUAACAAAGCACUUGACUUUUUACACAUCACAUUGUGUCGAAGCGUCCAACACAGACCGUGUCUCGAUAAAUUAGCCCAACAUGCAUUUCUGAAGUUGGGUGCUUCAAAAUCGAAGUCAAAUUCGCGGUCGUUAUUCCUUCCUUAUUCAUCUAGCGCCAUUAAUUUUGUCAAGGCCUAA
Messenger RNA from Protopolystoma xenopodis, 960 nucleotides. Lineage: Eukaryota; Metazoa; Platyhelminthes; Monogenea; Polystomatidea; Polystomatidae. The record is from the annotation of a GenBank genome assembly.